Symbiodinium sp. CCMP2456 is the source of this 642-nucleotide messenger RNA. Lineage: Eukaryota; Dinophyceae; Suessiales; Symbiodiniaceae. The record is from the annotation of a GenBank genome assembly.
AUGCUCAGCCAGAGCGACUCUCCUUUGCGGCGCCUGGCUGACGUGCUGACACGCAUAGAAGACCUGGCCUUCAUUCUCUGUUGGGCAGACGAGCAAGGUCGGGUGGCGGAAGUGGCCCUGCCGCGGCUCGGACUAAACUUCAAGGCGAACCGCCACGGCUGUCUCGAGUGCCUGGGCUUUGGCGGCCUCGGCUUCGGCCUCGGCUACCGCGCUACCAACACAGUCCGGCAUCGACUGCAGCAGUUCGGCGGUGCAGCGCUGCUUCUACAGGGCGAGGAGGGGGAACUGGCCGUCCUGUGCUCUGCGCUGCAGCGCCCGCGGCGUCCCGCUGGAGGGCCUUCCCCCGUGGAAUGGGGGGCCCCCUUGGUUUUUGAUCGAAGCAACCGGAGGGGCAGCGACUCGCCCGGGCCGGGUCACUACUUCUUCUCCCUCCACUCCUCGCAGACCUACGCGCAAGCACAGGACCUCGCCGCAGAGCUCUACCGCCUGACUUGCUGCUGGCUUAUGCACCGCUACGACGAGGCAGAAGCUGGCGGAAGCUUCUGGAGCACAUGCAAGAGCAUGCAAGAGUGCGAAGGCUCCAAAGCAACUGAUUCGCCCCUCCUGAACCGAACCAGGUGGUGCGCUCCGCCAGCUCUCUAG